Artibeus jamaicensis (Jamaican fruit-eating bat) is the source of this 1619-nucleotide messenger RNA. RefSeq names its product guanosine monophosphate reductase (gene GMPR). The record is from RefSeq and is a predicted model, not a curated record. Bases 261 to 1298 code for a protein of 345 amino acids. NCBI's taxonomy places the organism in Eukaryota, Metazoa, Chordata, Mammalia, Chiroptera, Phyllostomidae. Gene Ontology annotation, biological process: nucleotide metabolic process. Gene Ontology annotation, cellular component: GMP reductase complex. Gene Ontology annotation, molecular function: GMP reductase activity. The transcript has 9 exons.
GCCACGGGGUGCCAGCGGCCAUAAGGGCGCAGCGCGCACACCAGGCGCCGGCGACCUCAGGCUUCCGCACCUCAUCCCCCUCAUCCCCCUCAUCCCCUCGUCCCCUCGUCCUCUAGUCCUUGCCCUGCACAGGCCCACGCUCCGCCGCACGUCUGCGCCCCCUGUGUCCAAGUCCUCUGGGCUGCUUCGGGGACAUCUCCUCCUCGCUCGCUGCAGCUCAGGAAGGAGCUGCUGGCCUCAGGCUGCUCGCCUCUCUCACCAUGCCCCGCAUUGAUGCCGACCUCAAGCUGGACUUCAAGGAUGUCCUGCUCCGACCUAAGCGAAGCAGCCUCAGGAGCCGAGCAGAGGUGGAUCUUGAGCGUACCUUCACGUUUCGGAACUCAAAGCAGACCUACUCAGGGAUUCCCAUCAUUGUGGCCAACAUGGACACCGUGGGGACGUUUGAGAUGGCAGCAGUGAUGGCACAGCAUUCCAUGUUUACAGCAAUUCAUAAGCAUUACACGCUGGAUGACUGGAAGCGCUUUGCCACUAAUCACCCAGAAUGCCUGCAGCACAUAGCCGUGAGUUCCGGCAGUGGGGAGAGUGAUCUGGAGAAGAUGAGCAGCAUCCUGGAAGCCGUGCCGCAGAUUAAGUUCAUUUGCCUGGAUGUGGCCAAUGGCUAUUCGGAGCAUUUUGUGGAAUUUGUGAAACUCGUCCGUGCCAAAUUUCCAGAACACACCAUUAUGGCAGGGAAUGUGGUGACAGGAGAGAUGGUGGAAGAGCUGAUUCUUUCCGGAGCAGAUAUAAUCAAAGUGGGAGUUGGACCAGGUUCCGUGUGCACCACCCGCACCAAGACGGGGGUCGGCUACCCCCAGCUGAGUGCCGUGAUCGAGUGUGCUGACUCUGCCCACGGCCUGAAGGGCCACAUCAUCUCUGACGGAGGCUGCACGUGUCCAGGAGAUGUCGCCAAAGCCUUUGGAGCCGGGGCUGAUUUUGUCAUGCUCGGAGGGAUGUUUUCAGGCCACACCGAGUGUGCUGGAGAGGUGAUCGAGAGGAAUGGGCAGAAGCUCAAGCUCUUCUACGGGAUGAGCUCCGAAACAGCAAUGAAGAAGCACGCGGGAGGCGUAGCCGAGUACAGAGCCUCUGAGGGCAAGACUGUGGAAGUGCCUUACAAAGGGGACGUAGAAAACACAAUUCUGGAUAUUCUCGGGGGACUGAGGUCUACCUGCACCUAUGUGGGGGCCGCCAAGCUCAAAGAGCUCAGCAGGAGGGCGACGUUCAUCCGGGUGACCCAACAGCACAACACGGUGUUCAGCUAACCUUGCGGAUGAGCUGCCAGUCCUGCCCACGGAAGCUCCCACACUCAACCACGCUCACACCGUCUUCCUGUUACAGCAGUGCUUCUGGCUGCUCCUGAAUGCUGGAAUGCUGCCUCCUCCUCCCGCUCCUGCUGCCUGGAGGCUCUGGGGCUCCCCUAGUGCCUUGGUGGGGGGCUGGGAAGCGGAGCACUGAUAGGGUCAGUGGUCAGAGCCCAGCUGCCCGGGACCCAUAACCUCAUUGUUAAAACUAACACUCUUACCUUUUUCUUUCUUUUUAAAAAAGGAAAUGAUUUCACUUUAAUAUAAUGCUGUUAAGACUUA